AUGUCUAGUACUAUCAAGCCAGAUACUCCUUCCAACGGUAACAGUUCGAUCCCAGGAUCCAUGUCAUCCAGUUCUAAGCCUUCAAGAACCAGCACACCUGAUGGAUGGCAGGAAAUUGGCUUGUAUUGUUAUAAUGAGCAAGAUUUGAAAGAUAAGAAAUACCAUAUGGCGAGAUUCAAUAAUAAGAAUGAUGUUGAUAUUGUUCGUGAUUUCACUAAACCAGUAAGGUUACAUCGUAAAGAUCCAACAAACUUACAGUUCCAUUUGAGCAGGAAAGAAAUUGCUGCCAAAAAGCGUGAAGAACAACAAAAAGCUGCAGAGAAGGCUAUAAGGAGACAACAGCGUCUUGCAGGGAUCCCCGUACCUGAUGAAGAUGAUGAAGACGACGGAACCCCCGAGGGAAAGGUCAAGACUGAAGGAGGUUCUGAUGAAGAUAAAAUGGAUUUAUCUCAAGUUGCCCCAGAAGGUGGGGCUAGAAAUUUCAGAAAGAAUAUGUUCAAGCGUAAAACUCGUAGAGUUAAUUUAAUGAAUGAUGAUCAAAGACGUUUAAGAUAUGAAGAAUUUUAUCCUUGGGUUAUGGAAGAUUAUGAUGGACAGAAUGUUUACGUAGGAAAUUAUGAAGCAGGAGCCACCGAAACAACACAAGUUUUAUUUGUGUUUGAUAGUAAUGGGUUCAAAAUGGUUCCUGUUGAAAAAGUCUAUAAAUUCAAUCCAAGAAACAAGUAUGCUACUUUGACUUUAGAAGAAGCUGAAGCCAAAAUGGAGAAGAAGUCAGCCGUUCCAAGGUGGUUGAUGAAACAUAUGGAAGAUGAUUCCAACAAAGAUUACAGAUUCAAAAAUAAUGGAGAAGGAAGUAGUGGAGUUGGAUCAGUAAGAAACCCAGCAAUUCCUGAUUCCAGAAACAAUAGAAUGAGAACAGUUACAGGAGGUUCAAGUACUAAUAAUGAUAGAGAUUCAGAUCAUGAUGAUAUUGAUUUUGAAGAAGAAUUUGCCGACGACGAAGAGGCUCCAAUUAUGGAUGGUGACGAAGAAGAAAACAAAUUGUCUGAACAGAAGAUUAAAAGAGAAAUGUUGAAAGCCGCUCAUUUUGAUGCUGAAGAUGAUGCCAAAGAUGAUGACAAUUUGGACGAUUUAUUUGAAACGGAAAAAUCAAGAAAGAUCGAUAGAGAAGGUAAGAAAUUACGUAAAGUAUUAAACAAAACUGAAGGUGGUGUUUAUGAUAGUGACGAUGACGAUGAUAAUGCUAAUCCAUAUUUAUCAAGAUCGGAUUUGGAAAGUGACGAUGAUGACGAAGUGGAAAUCAAACAAGAACCAGGACUUGAAUCAUUAACUCCUUUAAAACCUCGUCAAAUCUUUGCCAAAAAUUAUGGAGAAGGAUUCAUUGUAAUCAAAGCUCCAGGUCAAUUCUUGAAAGAUUUUCCCAAAGGCGAAUGGUUACCCAAUGGCCGUAAAAGACCAAUGCAACCACUGGAUUCUCCAAAUAAGAAACAAAAACUCGACCGUGAAAAAUCCAAUUCCCCUACUCCUAUUACUGGAGACUUGAAUGAUGCAGGUGAUGGUUCUUUAGUAACUGUUAGAGAAGUAUUGGAUAUCCUCAGAGGUAACCCAUUAACUACCAAAGAGUUAUUAGGUAAGUUGCGUACAAGGGUUAGUGCAAACAAGGAGAAUAAAUCAAGAAUCAUUGACAUUGUCAGAAAAAACUUGAAAUUGUCUGACGGUAAGUUAGUUUUAAAAGAAUAA
This is a messenger RNA of Yamadazyma jaroonii, 1740 nucleotides long. NCBI's taxonomy places the organism in Eukaryota, Fungi, Ascomycota, Pichiomycetes, Serinales, Debaryomycetaceae. The record is from the annotation of a GenBank genome assembly.